This is a messenger RNA of Pteronotus mesoamericanus, 1232 nucleotides long. RefSeq names its product epiphycan (gene EPYC). The record is from RefSeq and is a predicted model, not a curated record. Lineage: Eukaryota; Metazoa; Chordata; Mammalia; Chiroptera; Mormoopidae. Gene Ontology annotation, cellular component: extracellular matrix. Gene Ontology annotation, molecular function: protein binding. The transcript has 7 exons. Gene Ontology annotation, biological process: articular cartilage development; bone development. Bases 41 to 1003 code for a protein of 320 amino acids.
UGCCAUUUCACCAAGUAGGAGCCAAAGGAGAGUUUGCAAAAUGAAAGCAUUAGCAAGACUUGUUCUGGGACUCAUCAUCUUUGAUGCUGCUGUGCCUGCUCCAACUUUAGAGCCCAUCAACUAUGACUCAGAAACUUAUGAUGCCACCUUGGAAGACAUGGAUAAUUUAUACAACUAUGAAAACAUACCUGUUGGUCAAGCGGAGAUUGAAAUAGCUACAAUGAUGCCUUCAGGGAACAGAGAGCUCGUCACUCCACCCCAACAGCCAGAGGAAGCUGAAGACGAGGAGGAGGAGUCCACCCCAAGGCUGAUUGAUGGCUCUUCCCCACAGGAGCCUGAAUUCCCCAGGGUUCUGGGUCCACAAACCAAUGAAGAUUUUCCAACCUGCCUUCUGUGUACUUGUAUAAGCACCACUGUUUACUGCGAUGACCAUGAACUUGAGGCUAUUCCUCCACUGCCCAAGAACACUGCAUAUUUCUAUUCCCGCUUUAACAGAAUUAAAAAGAUCAACAGAAAUGAUUUUGCAAGCCUAAAUGAUUUAAGGAGGAUUGAUCUGACAUCAAAUUUAAUAUCUGAGAUUGAUGAAGAUGCAUUCAGAAAGCUGCCUCAACUCCGAGAGCUUGUCCUGCGUGACAACAAAAUAAGGCAACUCCCAGAGUUGCCAACCACUUUGACAUUCAUUGAUAUUAGCAACAACAGACUUGGAAGGAAAGGAAUAAAGCAAGAAGCAUUUAAAGAUAUGUAUGAUCUCCAUCACCUGUACCUCACCGAUAACAACUUGGACCACAUUCCUCUCCCACUCCCAGAAAACCUACGGGCCCUUCAUCUCCAGAAUAACAACAUUCUAGAGAUGCAUGAAGAUACCUUCUGCAAUGUUAAAAAUUUGACUUACAUUCGCAAGGCACUAGAGGAUAUCCGAUUGGAUGGAAACCCUAUCAAUCUCAGCAAAACUCCUCAAGCGUAUAUGUGCCUACCUCGCUUGCCUAUUGGGAGUCUUGUCUAAAACAGACAAUGAUCACCAUUAUGUUGUCAGCUACAACAAAACAAUUCUUACUUCUGUCUUCACAAACAAAACUCAGCAUGAUAAUACUUUCAUAUUGUGUUCUGUAAUUUGAUAUCAUUACAUAAAAUGCACCUAAAAGUUUUAAGACAUGAUGGAAGUUAAAUAAUCUCAGAAAACACCACAUGAGUCAGGAAUAUAUUCCAAAAUAUGUAUAGAAAGUACAAAGCUA